Molecule: messenger RNA, 432 nt
Organism: Trichobilharzia szidati
Lineage: Eukaryota; Metazoa; Platyhelminthes; Trematoda; Strigeidida; Schistosomatidae
Source: the annotation of a GenBank genome assembly
AUGACAGUACAUGUCCCAUACAGUGCAUGGAGUGAACAAUGUCGUGCAUUACUCGAAGUUUAUUGCAAGCUAGACGCCCUUUGUGUUUGUGAUCACGGAAGCCGUGUGCUUGGCAGUGCAUUUAAAAUCCCAGAAUUUGCGAAUAUUACCAAUUUAAGCACAAAUCAAGUUCGCGCUAUACGUCUUGUCAUGGCUAAAAUCAGUGGUACACAAAAGCCAACCAUUGAUUUCUUGAAUGAUCGUUUUGUAGUAGUUGAUGCUAACAGUGAAAUGUUAUCAGCUAAAUCUGGUAAAAAGAGUUUAUUUGUUGAACUGACAAAAACAUUGUGCAUAUUUGGUUUGGCUAUGGAUACAGAGACUGAAAAUAAACAUUCUGUUGGUCUAGCAGCAAUGCGUGAUAUACAGAAAUACUAUGAAGAUGCAGAAUUUUGA